Molecule: messenger RNA, 4478 nt
Organism: Drosophila biarmipes
Lineage: Eukaryota; Metazoa; Arthropoda; Insecta; Diptera; Drosophilidae
Gene: Dgk
Product: diacylglycerol kinase 1
Exons: 21
Coding region: 573-4178 (1201 amino acids)
Biological process (GO): intracellular signal transduction; lipid phosphorylation; diacylglycerol metabolic process
Cellular component (GO): plasma membrane
Molecular function (GO): calcium ion binding; ATP-dependent diacylglycerol kinase activity
Source: RefSeq, a predicted model, not a curated record
UGCCGGCGAUCGCAUCAAGCGAGGAAAAGCUCCCCCAAAAAUCAGUCAAACGCUCCUAAGGAAAACCCCCAAACAAACCAUAUAUUUUUGUAGUAAACAUAAAAAUAAAAAAAAAUAAAACACCAAAACAAACCAUAAAAAAACGAAGGAAACAAGCAAAUGUUUCAUCUUUGCCGUGACGCAAAGAUAUAAAGAUACAAAGAUAGAAAGAUAGCUGGCUAAAUGACAUCAAAGUGAAUGUAAACAGAAACUGUUUAACAUUUGCCAAGUGAAUAAAUUACAAUUACACGCGUCCAACUGCGUAGCAAAAUAUGCUAGUGAAAAGUGCCACAACAGCAGAAAAAGGAGCCGCUUUUCAUCCCAGCGCAAAAGGAGCUGUUCAUUAAAGCCAUCAGGCCAAAAGAAAAGCAGGAAAACCUGAAAAAGCAGCACCAGUAGCAGCAGCAGCGGGAAAAGCAUGCACUAAACUCGAGGAGGAGCCAACCCAUCGCCCCGUCUCUUUCCGGCUCGCUCCCCUGUCGCCGUCCCUUUCUAUUGAAGCGCCGCGGAAGAAGAAGCAGCAGCAAGGCAAAAUGAAUAUCGGCAUCGCAGCACCGAAAUGGGAUAAAUUGUCGCCGCGCGAGUUUUUGCAGCUGCAGGAGUUGGCCUCAUAUUCCACCCGAAAGCUGCAGGAUGUGCUGCGGGAGUUCAGCUCGCCGAGUGCCGCCAGCACGCCCAAAUGCAUUCCGGACGGGGACAUUGAUUUCGACGGGUUCCGGCGCUUCCUGGACGCCUUCCUCGACUGCGAGGCGCCGCUGGACCUGGCCAAGCAUUUGUUCGUGUCCUUCCUCAAGCCGAAUGUCACCCAGGCCCAGCUGCAUGGCCGGGCACUUAAUCAAAUGGCCGCCAUCAGCAGCACGGCCGCCUGUGCCCCAGUCACGUCGCACACGAAGGGCUCCAUACCGAACAUCAAUAGCAUUGCCGAGCUGAUGCCGCAGUGCAGCGGCAGCGGCGGCGUGGGCGGCGGCACUGGCGGCGUGGCAGGGGUCGAGGGUCACGCACAGACCCGCAGCAGCUUUGUGGACAAAAUCCACGGCAUCACGGAUAAAUUACAGCACUCACUCGGCGGACAUCUCUCGCACGACCCCAGCAAAACGGGCAGCGUCCACCCGAUGCUCACCGUGACGCCGAGUCCCUUGGCCAGCGGGCCCAGCAUGUUCCCGGCCAGCAAUCCGGCCCGGCGCUCCGUGGACUCCAGUCCCUCGCACUCGGCCACCAACCACUCGCAGAUGUCCCGCAACUCCUCCAAGAAGAGCAACAAUUCGGUUAAUUGCAAAAUUGAUGCUGACAUUAAGCUCCUGGCGCGAAAACUUUCCCACUUUGAUCCGCUGACACUGAAGGUCCCGCUGAAGGAUGUCGUCUGCUAUUUAUCACUGCUCGAGGCCGGCCGUCCGGAGGAUAAGUUGGAAUUCAUGUUCCGGCUGUACGACACAGAUAGCAACGGCGUCCUGGACACCGCCGAAAUGGACGCCAUUGUCAAUCAGAUGAUGGCCGUGGCCGAAUACCUCGGCUGGGAUGUCAGCGAACUGCGUCCGAUACUGCAAGAGAUGAUGGUUGAAAUUGACUACGAUGCCGACGGCACAGUGUCCUUGGACGAGUGGCAGCGGGGCGGGAUGACAACCAUUCCGCUGCUGGUGCUCCUGGGUGUCGACAGCACCACGCUGAAGGAGGACGGCAUCCACGUGUGGCGCUUGAAGCACUUCAGCAAGCCGGCGUACUGCAAUCUGUGCCUCAACAUGUUGGUGGGUCUCGGCAAGAAGGGUCUCUGCUGUGUGCUUUGCAAAUACACGGUGCACGAGCGGUGCGUGCAGCAUGCCCCCGCCUCCUGCAUCACCACCUACGUGAAGUCGAAGAAGCCCAAGUGCGGAGGAGAUCUGCUGCACCACUGGGUGGAGGGCAACUGCUACGGGCGGUGCUCCAAGUGCCGCAAGAGGAUAAAGGCCUACCACGGCAUCACCGGACUCACCUGCCGCUGGUGCCACAUGAUGCUCCACAACCGCUGCGCCUCGUCGGUGAAGAAGGAGUGCACUCUGGGGGAGUACUCCGAGCUGAUUGUCCCGCCCACGGCCAUCUGCCCCGCUGUCCUGGAUCGCCAGCGCUCCGUCAACCAGGCCAAUAAGAAAUCCCAAAUGCAUCACCACCAGGCCACGCACUUCCAAAUCACGCCGCCGGACGAGCUGAGCUGCCCGCUGCUGGUGUUCGUCAAUCCGAAGAGCGGCGGUCGCCAGGGGGAUCGCAUCCUGCGGAAGUUCCAGUACAUGCUCAAUCCGCGCCAGGUGUACGACCUGUCCAAGGGCGGGCCCACGGAGGGACUCACGCUCUUCAAGGACCUGCCGCGCUUCAGGGUCAUCUGCUGUGGCGGCGACGGCACCGUCGGCUGGGUUCUGGAGGCCAUGGAUUCCAUAGAGUUGGCCAGUCAGCCGGCCAUUGGAGUAAUUCCGCUGGGAACGGGCAACGACUUGGCGAGGUGCCUCCGAUGGGGCGGUGGUUAUGAAGGCGAAAACAUCCCAAAACUUAUGGAUAAGUUCCGAAGAGCCUCCACCGUGAUGCUGGACCGCUGGAGCAUCGAGGUGACCAACACACCGCACAGUGAUGAACUGCGACCAAAGGUGACGCUGCACUCGAACAUGCAGAAGGUGAUUGAGCUGUCGCAAAGUGUUGUGGUCGACAAAUCGCUGAUGGAACGCUUCGAGGAAAUCCAGCGGCAGAGCAAAGUGGUAACCACAACGGCGGCCUCCAGCACAUCGAUUAUGAUGGCCAGCGAAACGGAAACGGAAAUGGAAGUGGAGACGGAAACGGAAACGGCCACCAUUGGCAGAACGACGCGUACGACCACCACCAAGAGCAUUUCGAUGUCCACAUUCGAGACGCAGUGCCUGCAGAAGACCCUGCGGACCGCGCUGAGCAGCAGCAGCAGCAACACGAGUGCCAGCGGCAGUCCCUGCAACGGCGGCAACCAGCAGGCGGAGGCGGAGGCGGAAACGGAAGCGGGGGCCGCGACCAGCAGAUCCGGUGGAACGGAAAAGCAAUCACUUGAGACGCUGCUGCUGCAGCACAAACAGCAAAUGCAACAGCAGCACCAACAGCAGCAACAGCAGCAGCAACAAGGAUCGAUUGCUGCUGGGGAAGCGGCAACAGCAGCAACAGCUGGGAAUAAUCAAAGCGAUAAUAAUGGCCAGCGCAAUAAGCAAAACAACAUCCUUAAACAGCAAAUUACAUUGUCAUUGGAUUUGUCCGACCAUGAGGACGAUGGCGAUGGCGAUGGCGAUGGCAGCAACAGCAACAACAACAGCAUCCCAGUAACACCAAUUACGCCCACACCCACAACACCAAAUGCCACGUCGAGUGUGCCGGCACAGCAGCAACACCAACAGCAGCAACAUCUCCAGUUCGAGCAGCAACAGAAGCCCAUCAAAGUGCAAUCUGACAAGGACUGCACGGUGCCCUACAACAUUAUCAACAAUUAUUUCUCCGUCGGCGUGGACGCGGCCAUCUGCGUCAAGUUUCACUUGGAGCGGGAGAAGAAUCCGCACAAAUUCAACAGCCGCAUGAAGAACAAGCUCUGGUACUUCGAGUACGCCACAUCCGAGACAUUUGCGGCAUCCUGCAAGAAUCUCCACGAGAGCAUCGAGAUUGUGUGCGAUGGCGUGGCCCUGGACCUGGCCAACGGUCCCCACCUGCAGGGCGUGGCCCUGCUCAACAUCCCGUACACCCACGGCGGCUCCAACCUGUGGGGCGAGCACCUGUCCCAGAAGCGCAUCCGCAAGAGCGCCGGGCCCUUCGGCAAGAGCAAGAAGCUCCGGGCGGGCGACAAGGAGUUCUCCGCCACCAGCUUCAACUCCGUGGAUCUGUCGGUGGCCAUACAGGAUAUUGGCGAUCGCCUGAUCGAGGUGAUUGGCCUGGAGAACUGCCUGCACAUGGGACAGGUGAGGACUGGGCUCCGGGCGUCGGGACGCCGCCUGGCCCAGUGCAGCGAGGUGAUCAUCAAGACGAAGAAGACCUUUCCCAUGCAGAUCGAUGGCGAGCCGUGGAUGCAGAUGCCCUGCACGAUCAAGGUGACCCACAAGAACCAGGUGCCCAUGCUGAUGGCGCCGCGCUCGGAGAAGGGACGCGGGUUCUUCAACCUGCUGUGCAGCUGAUUCAGGCGCAGCGCAUCGAGCGACUUCAUGGGCAGGAACGCCCCCGAGUCCGCCGAUGAGCUGGACGAUGACUUUCGGAUCGUCACCAGGAGCACCACCGUCCAUAACAUAGCCUAGCGACAAUAGCUUUAGCCCCAGUCCACCCGCGAUCGCAUCGAUUUGGUUUAACCCUAGGUUAAGGCUUUCCCCUAGGAUAUGUCUGUGUAGAUGUGCUACAUGUAUUCUUGGAUGUAUGUAUGUCGAGUGAGUUACAGAGCUUUAUAUUUAGUGUUAGAGUAGCCAAAUAUACAACCGAACGAA